GAGAAAAGAAAGGGCGGUGAAGAAAGGAAGAAAGAAGGAAGGAAGGAAGGAAUCGAGAAAGAGAGAAACGAAGAAAAAAAGAAGAGAAGAAAAGCGCGAGAAGAAGGAGAAGAAGAAGAAACCUGUUGUUCCAGUUGUUCAUCGAGUCACUCGAAGAGGAAUCUCGCGCGACUCGGCACACCCGCCCGUCUCGAUGAGAUUCGAACAAGACACAGCGUGCAGGGGUACCCACUGCGCCAGCACUCCGCAACCCUCCGCGCUGCAGCAGCGAUCACGGCUCGAGGAGGUGGUGGAGGAGGAGGUGGACUCCUCGUUGAAGGACAUCGACGUAGGCCAACGACGCAGACGAAGAGAAUUGGAGGCUAACGUGGUCGAGGGUGCGAACACGGGGCCGAGGGCCGAGGCGGGGGGGCCUGGGAUGGCGUACCCCGCGUCAGCGACGGCUCUCAACACCCAACACUCGGCCUUCGCCGCCACCUCGAUCGCUGGCACGCCGCCGGCCAACCCCAACGGCCACAUAUCCGGCGGCCACCUGCCGGCGCCGGCCGCCCCGCGCCCGACGGACUUCAGCGUCUCCUCCUUGCUCACCGCCGCCACCACUCAUCCCCCGAUAUUAGGCGGCUCGUCCUCUCAGGGCAGCGCCUCGCCGCCGCCCGGCGGACCCGGCAGCCCCGCGGCCGCGCGAACGCCGCCCCCGUUGCCAAGCCAGAGGGAAUUGUCCCAUCCGUCCUCGGCGGUCGCCGCGGCCAGCUACUUCAGCGCUGCCGCCCUGGCGGCGGCCGGAUUCUACAAUCCGGCGGCCCAUCUGCCCGCGACCAGCUCGCCUGGCCCGACGGCCCACCACCUCCAGGGCAAAGGGAUCCUCAGCGGCACCCAUCAUCAUCCGCAUCUCAACCCCCACGGUAUCACGCCGCCAGGUUUAGGCUUGGGUCCGCACACGCCCGAGGAAGCAGCCGUGCUGGCGGCCGCGGCGGCAGCGUUGCACCAUCAUCAUCAAGGUGGUCCUGGCGGGCCAGCGAUGAGGCCGCUCAGGCCUCCCUUGCCUCCGGGGAUGCUGCACACCUCGCCGCACCCUCUGGCGCCGCACCACCCCCUCGCAGGCCCCCACCACCCUCUCGUGCCCCCCCAUCAUCCGGAGGAGGACGGGGUCGUGGACGAUCCCAAGGUGACGCUCGAGGGGAAAGAGCUCUGGGAGAAGUUCCACAAACUCGGCACGGAAAUGGUCAUCACCAAGAGCGGCCGGUAA
Molecule: messenger RNA, 1246 nt
Organism: Apis florea (little honeybee)
Lineage: Eukaryota; Metazoa; Arthropoda; Insecta; Hymenoptera; Apidae
Gene: bi
Product: T-box transcription factor bifid
Biological process (GO): cell fate specification; regulation of transcription by RNA polymerase II; positive regulation of DNA-templated transcription
Cellular component (GO): chromatin; nucleus
Molecular function (GO): RNA polymerase II cis-regulatory region sequence-specific DNA binding; DNA-binding transcription factor activity, RNA polymerase II-specific
Source: RefSeq, a predicted model, not a curated record